GUUUUGCUGUCACGUCUGGAGUCUUUCUGUAUGGUUGACUCUGCGUGUUUGUGUGUGUUUGUCCCUCAGCCGGAGAGGAUAGACCCCAGCGCUUCCAGACAGGGUUACGAUGUGCGCUCAGACGUCUGGAGUUUGGGAAUCACACUGUAUGAACUGGCCACAGGACGGUUCCCCUACCCGAAGUGGAACAGUGUGUUCGAUCAGCUGACGCAGGUGGUGAAGGGCGACCCGCCGCAGCUCAGCUGCUCAGAGGAGAGACAGUUCUCCCCCAAAUUCAUCAACUUUGUCAACUUGUGCCUUACAAAGGACGAGUCAAAAAGGCCAAAGUACAAAGAGCUUCUGAAACAUCCCUUCAUUCAGAUGUACGAGGAGCGUACGGUAGACGUGGCCAGCUAUGUCUGCAUGAUCCUGGAUCAGAUGCCCGCGUCUCCCAGCUCCCCCAUGUAUGUGGACUGACGCGUGGGUUUAAACACAGAACGGCAGUAUUAAAACACGAAACCGUACACGACCGAACGUUCAGUUCAAGCUCGACUGUAAAAUACCUCCUUCCCACGUCUCUCUCUCUCUCUCUCUCUCUCUCUCUCUCUUACUGUCGCUCUCACAUCUCACACACACACACACACAUGCAUCUGUAAAGUGCAAACACACGUGUCUGACGGCGGUCUGAUCUCUCGCGGAUGCGGAAUAGUGAUUUUAAACCGAUAUGAAAUAAUGAAAUAAUAAAUAAGCCUGGAAAUUGUAUUUAUAUUUCUGAAAUCACUUGUGGAAUAUUUGAUUCGGAAAGCCUUCGACGUACUGGAAACCUGCUCGUGUCUCGUCCCCCCUCUUCAUGUAUGUGAUAUUAAACAUGUGUUUUGUAUGUAAAGGUGAAUGAUGAUGCAGAGGUGGCCGGGGUUUCUGUAAUCCUCACUGUACAACGACUGUGUGCUGAUAUUAUAAAUAAAACUGAGGAAUAUGGAAACGA
Molecule: messenger RNA, 964 nt
Organism: Sinocyclocheilus grahami
Lineage: Eukaryota; Metazoa; Chordata; Actinopteri; Cypriniformes; Cyprinidae
Product: dual specificity mitogen-activated protein kinase kinase 4-like
Exons: 4
Coding region: 31-456 (141 amino acids)
Biological process (GO): MAPK cascade; protein phosphorylation
Molecular function (GO): ATP binding; JUN kinase kinase activity
Source: RefSeq, a predicted model, not a curated record